AUGGGAAAAGCGAACGAUGAUCAGAAGAUGAUAAAGGAGUUUAAGAGGAAGGGUGCGAUUUUUAUACCGAAUAAUGUGCCGGCUGAGGAGUUUUAUAAUAAAUGCAAGGAGAAGGACAAUGUUGCGCUGAAAGAUGUGUUCUUUAAUCCGAAAGAUAAUGAGAUUUUUAGCAUUGGGACGGAAAUUGACGAUGUUCAGGUGAGAAAGUUUAUUCUGGAUCAGGGCUGUUCGGAAUUCUGAAGCCGAGCGUCGGAACACAUUCCGAAUUAUUUUAAGAACAAAAUUCUACGUCAUAGUUAAUCCACGUGGACAGUGCCGCUGACGCGGAAGAUAGCGGUCUACACUAGCUUCCGCAUCUCCGCUGAAAUUCCAAUAAAAAUCUGAAAAUGCUGGAAUUUCCUUAUAAGAGAAUUCCAGUUUUCAAAUUUUUAUUGGAUAUUUCAGAAAGGACUAGGGCGGGGCUUUCGGGCGGGGCGGUCACGUGAAAACUGUACCAUAGUAAAUCCACGUGGCCGAUAAAGCGGAACAUAGGCUACGCUCCUGUUUUCGGAAUUUUGAACUCUGAGAAAAAUGUUGGUAUGAAAAAUCGAAAUUCUGAAUUCCGAUAUGACCAUCAGAAAUGAGACAAAGUCCAUUAAUAUCAGAUCUCGAAUUUUCUGAGCUUAUCCCAAAAUCAAAAAUUUCCAGUUCGACGUUGAUUCCUCAAUGGACUCCACAAUCGCCUCUUCAAAAUUAUCCAACAAAGGUUUCUCCACAAAAACCGCUCCGAAAAUCAUUGCCGCAAAAACGCCGGUUCAAAAACCCAAGGCGUUAUCGAAAGAAGCUACGAUCAAAAGUAAACGCGAUAAAUCGAAUAAUCGAACGAAACGAAGUGUACGAAAGAGUGUUCGGAAGAAUAAGGAGAGCAAAGAACAAGUUCGAGGAGCAUCGAAAGAAGAUGCGAAAAAGUGA
Molecule: messenger RNA, 951 nt
Organism: Caenorhabditis angaria
Lineage: Eukaryota; Metazoa; Nematoda; Chromadorea; Rhabditida; Rhabditidae
Source: the annotation of a GenBank genome assembly